Molecule: messenger RNA, 2364 nt
Organism: Cebus imitator (Panamanian white-faced capuchin)
Lineage: Eukaryota; Metazoa; Chordata; Mammalia; Primates; Cebidae
Product: SREBP regulating gene protein-like
Exons: 4
Coding region: 1-408 (135 amino acids)
Biological process (GO): positive regulation of SREBP signaling pathway
Source: RefSeq, a predicted model, not a curated record
AUGUGGGAGUGUGUGCUUACUGUAUGUGACUGCAUGGGGAAAGCAAGCCCCACUCACAGCUACGUUUGCGAGAGGAAGGAUUUGCUGGUGAACGGCUGCUGUAACGUGAACGUCCCCAGCACAAAGCAGUACUGCUGUGAUGGCUGCUGGCCCAACGGCUGCUGCAGCGCUUACGAGUACUGUGUCUCCUGCUGCCUGCAGCCCAACAAGCAACUUCUCCUGGAGCGCUUCCUCAACCGGGCAGCUGUGGCAUUCCAGAACCUCUUCAUGGCAGUCGAAGAUCACUUUGAGUUGUGCCUGGCCAAAUGCAGGACCUCAUCCCAGAGCGUGCAGCAUGAGAACACCUACCGGGAUCCUAUAGCAAAGUAUUGCUAUGGAGAAAGCCCGCCCGAGCUCUUCCCCGCAUGACGGGUGCAGCGGACUUGGUCCAGCCCGGGUGAGGAGGCCCUGCUGAAGAACUCGCCUCCUGGGGCCCAGCUUUGGCAAUUGGGACCAGGCUGUGGGAAGAAGACAAAGGCAGGGCGAGGAAACCUUGGCUUUGACCACGUCUCGUGUUGUCAUCCUUGGCUUUGCUUACCACCGGGCUUACCAGAUGGAACUCUUCUGCAUAGCAGCUUGGACCCUCCAGCCCGUCCCGUUUGGGAAAGAUGAAACCACAGGCUGGGCUCGUGGUGGUGUCGGAGUUCUUGGGUGACUCAGCCCUGGGACCUGCACAGGGACCUGUGACUUGUGUUCGUCAAGGGCCGGUGUCACCUCCAGUUUCGAUCCAGGCCCUUUCACUGUAAAAUUAUUUAUUGGAUUCCUUUGGAGCAAUGGGAAAAUUCUAAUGUUUUAUGUAGGAAGAUGCCUUGCCAUUCUAGUGGAAUAUGUUCAAGGAAAUUAUUUUUGUUGUUGGUCUAUGUUCUCAGCUUUCAGGAUUUAAAUCAUUCUUUCACCCAGAUAAAGCAUUUUGUCUUUUAGGACAUGGGUGUUUUCUCUAGGCAGUUAUUUUUGUUUGUAUUUUGACAGUAUCAAGCAUAGGCCCUGAACAUGACCUGUUAGCCAUAUCCUAACGUCUAAAAUUAUCUGAAAACUCACUCUUCCUUUCUAAUCUAACUGCAGGAUUUCUAGCAGUGGGUACUGUGUGCCUGCCCUCAGGUUCUUUUCUAGUGGCAGUUGAAUGUGCUCAUAUACCCUAUGGAGAGCACUGUUUUAGCAGAAAUCUAAUUUCUUAUCCUGGAGGAAUUUGUUCUCAUUUCUUUUGCCAUUUAAAAUUAACUGUGGGCUGCUCAGGGGGAGCCUCAGGAGGGUCAGAGGCUCCUCCUCCCGUUCUGUCAAUAGAAACCUAGUGUUGAGGCAAUCCCUAAACAGACUCACCUCGCAGCUGUGUGUUUAUUCUUUAUUGCUUUCAGCUUCGGGGUGUAACAGGUACAAAUGUUUGGUUUCCCUAUGAUCUGUAAAGAAGAAGAAACUCAACUUCCUAUCAGAGCACUGCAAGAGAAGAGCACUGCCCUCAGUGGGAGAUGAGGGUCAUUCUGACUUAGAGAAUGCCGCACAUGUGGGUUGCUGGUGCGUCCUGAAUCCACCGGCGUAAAGCACUCCCCAUUUUUCCUACUGUAACACAGAUUCUCCAGCUCAAGGUCUAGAAUAUUUGAUCCUAAGAUCAAGACAUCAUGCUCUUUGAAUAGUACUGCUCUUUGACUUCUGGAGUCAUAUUAACAUACAACUCUCCUUUAUUCCUUCACAAACCUCAGGAUUGAGCAAGGGCUUUGUAAUGUUUUUUGGUUCAAAUUAUUGACCUGGGAGCAAGGUGCUAAUUCUAUGGCCAGUAUUCAACGUUUUCCUCAGUGGAGCUUUUGCUUUGGGCCGUAUUCGCCAUCCAGUACGUUUCUGCAAUAUGUAGUGGUGGUUUUCCUUAACUUCCUCCCAAAAUUAUUUGCCUCCUUUAAAUAGGUUUUCUUAGAGGGUACGCUGGUCAGGCAGUUUUUAAAAUAUUAGAUCCCAAGAAAUCUAUUCCAUUUGCAUUGGACUUUUCAGAGUCCAGCAGGACUAAAUCAAACUCUGACGUGACAGGAUUGUGGCUUAUCUACAUAUUUCAUCCAUCCACUUUUUCUGGUAACUCAGUUUGAAAUUUCAGUGUCUGUCUUCCCUUGGUUGACAUUGGUAUCAGCCUCUCCUUUGAGCUUAUUUUAACUCUUGAGCAACAUCAUGUAGAUUUCAUAUGAACAGUUUAUACUAAAGGGCAGCCUGUGCCUAUUUACAGAUCCUCCCUGACUUUGUACUUGAAGAGUGCAUUUUACAUUUCCAGCACUUUCACAAACAGGAACUCCAACCUUAUGACGGAGAAUUAAGCUUUCUUGUAUUUCCACUUUGUGGAUGAGGAAA